CUAUAACCUAAAGUGAAGGACUUAACGGCACGUGAAACGAAACUGAAAGAAGGAUGUCUAUUUAUGGUAUUUCCUCCUGACGGCUGAAAAAGUCGUUAAAAGAAGCAAAGUGAGACACAGACUCCAUUUUUGGACCAACCUGCAGAGAGGGACACUGACACCAACAUCUGGAUCUGAAAAAUGAGCUUUGAGUGGGUUGAAGAUGACGGUCUUCCUGCUGGGAUAUUUCGAGUCGACGAUGAAGGGCCAGAAGAUGGUGAAACCUAUGCCAUGUACCACGGCACCACCAGUGCGAACGCUCGAUCGAUCUUGGCUUCAGGUUUUUGCCGGUCUUCGGACGGGAUGCUCGGUCCAGGGGUCUACCUCAGCAGAGACCUGGAUAAAGCAAGUCGCUAUCCCAUGAAACACCCUGUGCAUGACAAGGUUGUCAUUAGGGUUAAGGUCAACGUGGGAAGGGUUAAAGCCAUCGAUCGUCAGAACCACCCACUUCAGAAGACCUGGCAUGACCACGGAUAUGACACCGCCUGGGUGCCGCCCAACUGUGGGAUGGUACGAAGUGGCCUGGAGGAGGAUUGUGUCUGGGAUCCGAAGCGAAUCACAGUCAUUGACAUCAUCAAACCAAAACCUGUCCAGGGCGCUGGAGGCAGCGCCUGGGGUUAUAGGAGAAUCUUUGAGAUUGAAGGACGGCCUGUUCCCCAUGAAAUGAUCUUUGUGGAUGAGGCAGGUUUUAACCUGACCAAAAGAAGGAAAAGGGGGAGGAACAUAAUUGGCCAUCGGGCUAUUGUAAAUGUCCCUGGUCAGCGUGGGGGGAAUGUCACUAUGUGCGCAGCCAUCAGCCAACGAGGGCUGGACUACAGGGAACCAGCACAGCCAGAGCAGCCUCACUACGUUGUUGUGUGGGAUAACGUCAGCUUCCAUCGCGCUGCUCUGGCCAUGGAAGAGGCCUGCCUAGACAUAUCAGUAGAUGCAUGCCAGGGGUGGAUCAGGCAUGCAAGAGGAUUUUACCCCCGCUGCCUGGCUGGGGCCAAUAUAGCCUGUGAUGUGGAUGAGAUUCUCUGGCCUGACCCAGACCAAAGACAAGAUGCUGUGAAAAUGAGCUUCCAGUGGGCUGAAGAUGACUUUCUGCCUCCAGGUGUGGUUCGAGUGGACCGUGAAGGACCAAGAGAUGGUAAAACCUACGUCAUGUACCAUGGCACCACCAGUGCGAAUGCUAGAAGCAUUCUGAUGACAGGCUUCCGUCAGUCUGCGGAAGGGAUGCUCGGUCGGGGCGUGUACCUCAGCAGAGACCUACAGAAAGCAAGCCGUUAUCCCAUCAAUCACCCUGAGCAUGACAGGGUUGUUAUUAAGGUAAAGGUCAAGGUGGGAAAGGUGAUCGCCAUCAACCAUCAGAGGCACCCAUAUCGGACAAGCUGGCAUGACUAUGGGUACGACACCGCCUGGGUGCCACCCAACUGUGGGAUGGUGCCAAGUGGCUUAGAGGAGAAUUGUGUCUGGGAUCCGAAUCGAAUCACAAUCAUUCGCACUAUUGAACCACAACCUGUCCAGGGCGCUGGAUUUGGUGCUUGGGGCUAUAGGUAAACUUCAGGAGCAGUUUCUGAUUAUUUUUUAUAUUCAAAUGUAUUUUUAUAUGUUUGGAUAAAAUAAAUGACAUAUUCUUCUGUAACUGUGUCAAUGUAACCUGAAGAAUAAACGUGUCAUUAAAGCCA
Molecule: messenger RNA, 1706 nt
Organism: Oreochromis niloticus (Nile tilapia)
Lineage: Eukaryota; Metazoa; Chordata; Actinopteri; Cichliformes; Cichlidae
Exons: 6
Coding region: 181-1578 (465 amino acids)
Cellular component (GO): cytoplasm
Molecular function (GO): NAD+ poly-ADP-ribosyltransferase activity
Source: RefSeq, a predicted model, not a curated record